CCAAAUCAAAUGGAACAAACAAGUUCUCUCCCAAUCUAAUCUCCAACUGUGACCAGGUCACCUCUGAUACAUACUUAAUUAGUAACAACAAACCCAACACAGUACAACAUUAAUCAACCUCAUUUCAGUCCUCAAUCUCAAAAACUCAAACACACUCCUAGAUUCAUUUGUUUUCAUCUCACAAACAUCAAACACAUGUACAUGUUUCUCAACCAUGAAACCACUUCUCCUCAUUCUCUUCCUCUCCCUCUCCACCACCAUUACAACCCAAUCUCCCUCUCUCCCUCUCCCACCAACCCCAUCUCCCACAUCCUCACCACCCUCAACACCUUCAACCCCAUCAAAAUCCACUCUUGAUCCAAAACAAAUCACAGCCCUACAAUCCCUCAACAUCCCAACCUCAAAAGACCCAUGUUCCCAACCCUCCUUCCACAAUGCAACCCUCUGCGACUCCUCAAAACCCUUCCGCCACCUCAUCUCCCUAACCCUCUCCAACUGCUCCUCCUACGUCUCCCUCUCUUUCACCGCCCUCAAAUCUCUCUCCACCCUCACCUCACUCAACCUCAUCAACUGCCCCAUCUCACCUAUCCACUUCCCUCCCCAACUCAUCUCAUCUCUCACAACCUUCACCUGCAUCAACAGCCUCCGCAGAGUCUCCGGCGUCUGGCUCUCUCAGCUUCAGAAUCUCACCGAUCUCACCGUCUCAAAUGUCCAAGUCAAAGCUUCUGGCCCUUACGUCUUACUCGGCCACAUGAACUACCUCAAAACCUUAACUGUUUCUCAUGCUAACCUCACUGGUUUCUUACCUGGUCACAUUCAUUCCAAUCUCACCCAUGUUGAUUUUUCAGGUAAUCAGCUUAAAGGAAACAUACCCAUUUCAAUCACCAUGCUUGAUAGUCUUCAAAGUUUGAAUCUUUCUUCAAACAAACUUGCCGGUGAAAUACCCUCUUCCAUUGGUGACUUGAUUUCUCUCAAAAACCUCUCUUUAGCUUCAAAUUCAUUUUCUGGGUCCAUCCCAGAUUCAAUCUCUGCUAUCCCUGGCUUACUUCAUUUGGAUCUGAGUUCAAAUCAACUCAACGGGUCAAUCCCAAAGUUCAUAUCUGAAAUGAAGAGUAUAAAAUACUUGAAUCUAGCUAACAAUAACCUCCAUGGUGUUGUUCCCUUUAACCUCACUUUCAUAAAGGGGUUAGAAGUUUUCAAACUCGGUGGGAAUAGCAAUUUGUGUUACAAUCAUUCAGUUUUGUCUUCGAAGUUGAAACUUGGUGUUUCUCCUUGUGAUAAAUACGGGAAGCCGGUGUCGCCGCCGCCUUCGAAGGAUUCUUCUGCAGAUGAUAGCAGUGAUGAUGAUUAUGAUGAUAGUGAUGAUGAUGGUGGUAGCAAGCAUAAGAAGGAUAGUCAUCAUGGGCCUAACAAGUUUGUUCUUGGUGUGGCUAUUGCACUUUCUUCCAUUGUUUUUCUUAUUGUUUUUUUGAUUGUUUGCUCUAAAUGUUGUCGUUGAAGAAAGUUUUGAUUUUGGGUUUUUAGAUUAGGAAAAUUGAUUAUUUGUGUUAAGUUCAGAGGGCUUGUUUCUUAUAUUUAAUAUUUAUUUAUUAUUAUACAAUUAUUACUUAGAACAAAAAUGGAAAUCACCCAAAAAAAAUGCCAUUGUUACAUUUUGAUAGGAAGUUAUGUAAAAUGUGUCCACUAAAUGAACAACCAAGUCAUUGAUGCAUUUGUUUGUUCAUUACAUUGAGUUUAGUUUUUUACAUUACUCUCAACUUUGUUUGUGUUUAGUUUGUUUGACAUAAAAUUUGGAUUCAUUUUGGGAAGAAAAAUGGCUGGAAAAGAUAUGAUGACACUCAUGUCAUGUUGGGCUAGAAAUGGCUUAAAAUGCGAAUACAUUAUUUGUGGGUACAACUUUUGGAGAACAGAUUUGUUUAGCAUGAGUUGGAGAUAUAGCAGUUCAGGUGGAUGAUGAUGGUUUGUUGAGUGGAGUAUAUAAUGAUGUUGUAUGUAUGAUUGUAAAUAUUUGGUCCAAUUUUAUGGCAUGUGCUGCUUUAGGUGAUUGGAUUGGAUAUGUGCUGUGACCUACCUUCAUCAUAUGCCAGCUUUGUGUUUGCUUCUUCUUCUUCUUCACCAUGUGCUUGAUUGAUCCUCUCAUAAUACAUUUGUGUGUUUUAUAAGCAUCAAUUUAUUAAUGUUUUGUGCUAGUUUAAUUCACAUGUUUUGUCCCAUGUAGCACUAUACCUCUUAAUAAAAGCGUGUUUGGUGUAUGACACAUGUCUUUAAAUACAAAACUGUCCAUGUAAAGAGAGAUUUGUAAUUUAUGUUAUUAUCAUUGAGAUAGAGUUAUUUCAUUGAGAUUAAAUUGUGUUCCCUUUUAUUAGAUUGUCAAUUUGUCAUUGUCGCCUUCACUAUUUCAACUAGUUUAUUAUGGCGUAAUCGUUUGUUGGCCAGCAAGAAAUUUAGAACUAAAUAUUGAUGUCAACAGAGCUUUUUAUAUGAUGUUAAAUAUAAAUGCAUUUCAUAGUCAAAGGCUGGCAAAAGAUGAGAGCGUUUAAACAUAUAGAGAAUUUGUCUUGCUGCCCUUUGAAUUUGACAUGCCACCCUCCUAUUAUUUAUAUUGACCAAAAUGUACUUUUCAUAAUUUUCACUAAAAAAUUGUUGACAAAUUCAGUAGGUCAAUUAAAAAAUCCAAUAUGUAAUUU
Messenger RNA from Vicia villosa (hairy vetch), 2687 nucleotides. RefSeq names its product receptor-like protein 51. Gene Ontology annotation, molecular function: protein binding. The transcript has a single exon. The record is from RefSeq and is a predicted model, not a curated record. NCBI's taxonomy places the organism in Eukaryota, Viridiplantae, Streptophyta, Magnoliopsida, Fabales, Fabaceae. The coding region runs from base 215 to 1498 and encodes 427 amino acids.